AUGGUAGGCUUCGAUUCGAAUCCCCUACCCCAAACCCAACAGCAGAAGCAGACUAUUACUGUCUUCUUCAACAAAGAUGAGGAAGUAGAAGUAAGCAGUGACGAGGAAGGUUUUAGGGGUGCAUGGUAUGUGGCUACCAUUUUAGAAUUCCCAACACCACAUCAAAUGUCAAAAUCAGCUUCCAAGAAGAAAAAGAAAGCGGUUGUUCAGUAUAAAACUUUGGUUACGGAAGAUGGGUCUGCUCCUUUGGUAGAACAAGUCGACCCUCAUCUCAUUAGGCCUUUGCCUCCUCAAGAUUUACUGAAAAAUGGUGGGGUUUUUCAAGAAAACGAAGCCAUUGAUGCAUCUCUCAGAGAUGGCUGGUGGUCUGGUAUUGUAAAAAAGGUUCUUGAUGGGGGUUCAAGAUAUAUGGUUUAUUUUGAUAACCCACCUGAUGUUCUUCCGUUUGCUGCCAAAGAUUUAAGGCUUCAUUUAGAUUGGGUUGAUGGCAUCUGGGUCCGACCCGAAAUGCAGCAGCAAGCUACAGGGUCGGUUUUUAGCUCAGGGACAGAAGUAGAAGUGAACCUUGAAAAAGAUAAUGUACGUGAUAUUUGGUUGCCUGCAGUUGUCAUCAAAGAAAACGAGGAUAACACUUUCUUGGUGAAGUGUGAAAGCUCACGGAAUAGUGAUGAGGUUGGAACAAUGAAAACAGUUUUGCUGGAAAGGGUAGAUACGCGAUAUGGAUUUGGUUGGAGAUCUGGAGUAAUUACAAAACUUCUUGCUGGGAGGAGAUACAAUGUCUUUUUUAAGCAGGGAAAUGAGGACAGGGAACUUAGUCAAUCAAAGAUAAGGCCUCAUCUGGAAUGGGUUGAUGGAAAAUGGAUUAGUAAAUCAAAGAUUUGUUCCUAUGGGUGGAAAGAUGUUGAUCAUUCCCCAACAGAAGUUAGAAUUGUUUCUGAUAGUCAAGGACGGAUUGGUGGCACCAACAAUAAUAACAAACCUGAUGUGACAGUACAACACAAAAGCUCAAGUGCUGCUGAGGAUAAGACCAAAGAGAAAACAGUUUCCACAAAUGUAAGGAAUCCAGCUGAGCAGUCAACUCAUUCGGGUGAAAAAUCAGCGAAGAAGCUAAAGCUGACACUUUAUAAUGGUAGUGGCAUGCAUUCAAGCCCUUCCAGUACGCUAACUGAAGUAGAUGCUAUUGAGGCCCCGUUAUCAAUUCCAGCACUGCAAUCUAGGAAGAUCCCAAUUGAAAUGUCAAGUAACGAAAUACUAUGUGGUUUUACCUCUUCAAAAACAGGGGGUAAAAGAACAAGAUGCAUAGAAAAACCUGUGGUUGGUGCUCAGCCUUCUGUCAACUCCGAAAAUUCUUCUGCAGGAAAGACAACUAUACAGAAGACUAAGCAACAGAAAGUGCUUGAUUUGGACUGCCAGAAAGUGGACAUUGUAACGAGGAAAGGGAGAGUCACCAAAUCACCAUUUAGAAGUCCAAAUGCUUCAGCAGCAGUGAAGGAUGGCAAUGCAGUGGAAGUUGCUGUUCAAGGCAUCAGUGAGAUUGACGUUAAAGCAAAAGAAAUUGAAGUUCCUCUUAUCAUAGGGUUAAAAGCUUUAGAGGGCAUUUAUCAGGAUGACAAGGAACCGCUGAAGCUUCUGAGGGAUCAGAAGAAGAGUUUGAAUGAUUCAGCAAAAGACAAGAACUCGAUGGCACCAGCUCUCAUGUUUGUUCUUUUUGGUGCAGGAACAUGUAGGAAGCAGUCAAAGGAGAAAGAGGGGAAGACCGCGCAAAUUAAUCAUAAACUCAAAGGCUUUGGUAAGGAGGACCUUGGCUCUGGAGACAUUGCUGAUGAAGUUGUACAAGUGAUUGUGAAAGAUCUUACUAGUAAUGAAGUUGAGUGGCCGAUACAGACAAGGGUGGAGCCUAAAGGUAUGGAGGGCUUCAAACCUGAAGAGAAAAGCAGUGAAGUUUCCAAGACAGAUUUCAUGUCAAGGGAAGUUGAGACGGCUGUUACUGCUGCAUCGAAGAAAGUGGCGGAUGAUGAUCAACCUCUAUCAACCUGGUUUGCGGGAAUGCAUGCAUCUACAAGUCUUGAAGAAUUAAGAUCAUCUACCAAUAGGGCUGCAAGUGGAGGGAGUGAGGCUAGAGAAAGACAAGUUGUAGCAGUGGAAUCUUGUACAGCAGAUGCAGAAGGCAAUGACCCGCCGGUGGAAAAUCAGUCGGUACCUUUUGUAAAGAGGUCUCCAGUUUGGAGCACGAUUGAAUCUAUGGAAGUAUUCCAAAUCAUCCCGCAAAAACCGCAUUUUCAUCCUUUGACUGAAUGUAAAGAAGAGUAUCGUGAAGGAUCAGCCAUUGGUAUUAUGGUAACAUUUGCUAGUUUGUGUGAGAAGAUAUCUUCGCUUCAAUUUGAUGAUUUUAGAAGCAUAUUAGAGAGUACAUUGGAAAGUCUUCUUGACUUGGAGAAGCAUGGAUUUGAUAUCACUGUGCCACGCGGUAGGUUGAAUGAAUUGCUUUCAAUUAAAGAUGGGCAAGGGAAGGUACUAAAUGAGUAUAAAGAUACUGAAGGGAAAAUACGAGUGCAUACUGAUGAGAAAAGUAAGCUGGAAGAGAAGAUGAACGAUAUUGAAAAGAAGAUAGCCGAGCUUCAGGAAGAACUUGCCUUAACCAAGGCAAAGAUGGAGGUUAAGGACCUUGAUCUUUCCAAGUUGCAAUCCCAUGCUGAAGCCAUAAAUGAACGGAUUAGAAAUGCCCGGGAUCAUUUUGUAAAAGUAGCCUCUGCCGCAUGGAAAUCUCCCUGA
Dovyalis caffra is the source of this 2772-nucleotide messenger RNA. Lineage: Eukaryota; Viridiplantae; Streptophyta; Magnoliopsida; Malpighiales; Salicaceae. The record is from the annotation of a GenBank genome assembly.